UCUGUUGACAAGGACAUGCAUCACUGUGUAUUUGUUACUCUGUACAUACAAAAAUGGCCAAACAUUGUUUUGUUUGUUGGCAUUUUCCAUUGUUACUAACUUGUACUGGUUAAAAGUAUGAUUUAAAGAAGAAGAAAAAACGUGUAUGUUUUGCAAACCAUGUUUAGUAUAUCUGAGAGAGACAAUGACAAAUUCAUGGUUCAACAAGAUAUUAUAGUCAUCAAAAGGUAGAAUUUUAGCAUUGAUAUACUUAUGAUACAGUACUUUACAGUUUUUAUUGGUCACAGAAUAUAUGACAUGAAGGGGUGAUGUAAUUAUCUGAAUUACUGUAGAUUUGAAUAGUUUAGUUAAUCAAAAGUGAAGUAUGGUUAUAGGUCCAAUGGGUGUUGUUCAUAUACCACUCUCAGACUCAAAAUCAAUAUAUUAGAUACAUACUAUUUAUCAGCAUAUUGACAGAUUAUUGCUAUCAACUGCUGGUUACAAGUUAUUUUACCCUGUUUGUAUCUUUUGGAACAAUGGCAAUUAAGUUGAUUAAAAUUAAGUAGAAUAGAUAGAUGGGCUACCACUGGUGUCACAGGCAUCACAGGUCUUGACCACAAUGUUGCGAUGCUUCUUUAGGAUCACGUUGUUGUUGUCAGCGUAGAAGAGUACAGAGAUGGGACUGAGCUUGGUGGGUGCGCAGCAUGCUUUGGGAACCUCAUCUGGCUUCAGAAGGUGAACCUGCCAUUGAAAACGGGUUCGUGAUUGUCGACAGGUGGACAGCGACUUCGAAGAGGAAACAACUGUCCUGGAUGAGGUCCAGUUGGAUGUGCCAUUGGAUGAUGUGCCAGAUGUUCCACAGCUGCCAGUCCUCCUUGAUGUCCAGAAUGCUGCUAUCAUCCUUGAGGAUGUGCCAGAUGUGCAGACUAUCCUUGAGGUACAAUUUUCUGAAAGUUUGGGGUUUUAUGUUUGAAAAAUAUCCCAGAUAUUCAAGUUGUGUCUCUUUGACAUGAAACAAAUCUCUUGUCUGCUUUCUGCUUUAGAAGGCCACUGGCAAUUGGCAGUUGAUUCCAUUAGGUUCAGCCCCCUGUACUGUGGGCCUGUUGUGAUCAGGAACAAUGCCGGUCCGGUUGUUAAAGCUUGGAGAACUUUACAGUUCAUUAGCCCCAUCAUCACCUACAUACGUGGGGGAUCCCAGCAGGUGGUGGUGAGGAUGCACCACGUUAGUAGGGUGAGAGGCCUGGAGACUCAACUGGUGUGGGCCAUCUCCAAGGAGACAGCCAGGCUUAGUCCAAAGGGCAUCCCCUACUGUGCCACCAAAGUGCAGUCCAUCACUUGGAUCCAGCGUGUGGCUGGCAGGGUGGCCCACUAUGUGUCUCACCUCCGCCACGAGACGUCUGUGGACGUGACGCUUGGCUGCUACCAGCAGACUGAUGUCUCAGUGGUGUACGCCACUCUCCACAUGGGGCUGGACGUGCUUCUCUCCUCUUCAGCGUGGUCGGAGGCUGCCUCCUUCUCUACGCCCACCACUCAGCAGUUCACUGACCCAGAGCCUGAGGGCCACAACGGCUAUAAGGGUUGGGAGGAGGACCUGCUGCCUGAGGAGAGGGAGGUUCCUCUGCUAAACCUCUACCUUACCACCAAGAGAGUGGAGGACAUCGCCCUGAGGCUCGUCUCCCUGCGCCAGGCCUUCCCUACCCUGCUUCGUUCCACCCUGAGCAGGAACCAUGUGUUUGUGGCGGGAAAGGUCCUCCUGGGCGCACUGGUUCAGGCCAACCACAUGGACGGGGCCAAGUUCAUCCGUACUUAUAACGACUUUGUGGACUACCUGAGUGACCCCUCCAAGCGGAAUGACAUUGAGAGGGAGCUGGCUGAGGCAAAGAUCCAUCAUGUGAACAUGAUAGAUGUCGUUUUUGAGCUGGUGCUGUUUGGGAUGAUGACAGCUCAGAAGUCCCUGAUGGUGCACCCCGGUGGGUUUGUGGAGCGUCUGUACGCUCUCCUGUACUCCUUCCUGCCCACUGCUGCCAACAUGGAGCCAGAGGCUGACAGAUACCUGCUGCUGCUCAAUGUAAGAGUCAAGAGGUUACUUCCUGUUUACUUCCAUAUUCUUAGUGUACUUCCUUAUUCAUGGUUAACCAGGUUCCAAUGUCAUUUUAGGGGGAGUAUUUCUAAUUGUUUCUCUCCUCUUGAUAAGCUAGUAACUCAGAGCCAUUUUCUAUGUGUUGUGUGGUGUUCUCUUCAGGGCGGGCUGAUGGCUCUGCUAGAUGACAUGUUUGGCCAGCAGCUGGCUUGGUACUUUAACCCAGAGUCUCUGGUCACGGAGCUCUCCAGCCUCCUGGAGUACCACUUGGAGAACCUCAUGGCCAGCAUGUAGUCCUACUGCAGGGACCAUACUCCUUUCUCCUUCUCUCUCUCUUUUGAAGGAAUUAAGGACUUGAAGUGCUUUGUUGAUCCCUGAUUAGUUAACACCCAUUAAUUUAAUGUAUUCUCUUGUUUUCUCUCCCCACAGGAUUCUUGUGACACUUUGCCACCCAAGAGGGAUCCAGACACCAAUGCACUACAUUACUUUGCACUGAAUUUGACAUUUUUAAAUAAAAUAAG
Messenger RNA from Salvelinus fontinalis (brook trout), 2580 nucleotides. RefSeq lists its product as uncharacterized. The transcript has 13 exons. Bases 989 to 2353 code for a protein of 454 amino acids. Gene Ontology annotation, biological process: mitochondrial fusion. Lineage: Eukaryota; Metazoa; Chordata; Actinopteri; Salmoniformes; Salmonidae. The record is from RefSeq and is a predicted model, not a curated record.